This is a messenger RNA of Antechinus flavipes (yellow-footed antechinus), 1232 nucleotides long. RefSeq names its product translocase of inner mitochondrial membrane 8A (gene TIMM8A). The record is from RefSeq and is a predicted model, not a curated record. NCBI's taxonomy places the organism in Eukaryota, Metazoa, Chordata, Mammalia, Dasyuromorphia, Dasyuridae. The transcript is spliced from 2 exons. The coding region runs from base 87 to 374 and encodes 95 amino acids.
UGUUUCCGUUUCCGCCCUGAAGGCACGUGAAGGUCGGUGGGUUGUUGCGGCUGGCUGUUUCGCGUUCGUGAGCGAGCCAAGUCGGCAUGGAUUCCUCAUCGUCCGUGGCGGGGCUGGCUUCCGUGGACCCGCAGCUGCAGCACUUCAUCGAGGUGGAAACCCAGAAGCAGCGGUUCCAGCAGUUGGUGCACCAAAUGACUGAACUGUGCUGGGAAAAGUGCAUGGACAAGCCUGGGCCCAAGUUGGACAGUCGAGCCGAAACCUGUUUCGUGAACUGCGUGGAGAGAUUCAUCGACACGAGCCAAUUCAUCCUGAACCGACUGGAGCAGACGCAGAAGUCCAGGCCAGCCUUCUCCGAAAGCUUGUCCGAAUGAUGUCAGCACAACUCUCUGUUCCAUGUUUAAAAGAACUUUAUAGUUCAAGAAAAAACUGUGAUGGGAUGGUUGUGAAAGAAAAGGCUUUGGGGAGAUGACUUACAUCUUUUAUCCCAGCUUUUGGAAAGUUGUCAUCUAAAUGAGCAAAGAAGAGUUUUGUGAGGUUGCGGGUUGUGUUUUGUUGUUUUGAAAUGCCGGUUUUGUGAAAAUUUUGGACAUUUGAAUGGAAGACUACUCAAACUGUACACAGGGCUAUGUUGUUAUCGUUUCAUUGGCUUCUUUGUAGGCAUUCAAACUGGGACCAUAUAGGUAGACUCUCUCAUCUAUAUGUGAUAAUUCUAAACCUGUGGGAGGGUAGGGUUGAGAUAAUGAAUCUCUGGAUCUAGCAACAGGAGGGGAGCAGCCAUUUGGUAUUUCAGUUUCAGGCCUCAUCCAUUUUGUGACUUAAUGAGGCUGAGCAGAUCUGUAAUACAGUGCCCAGAUUAUACACCUCACUACCAAUGGUAUCCAUCUUCCUCCUUUACUGUGACUUAUUUUAAAUACCUAUAUACAAUAGGUCCCAGUAGACAAUGCUGAGAGGCUAGAGGCCUUUGGAUACAGAGCAACCUAUCUUAAUUUAUCUAGUGAAUAUAACUUUUGCCUCUCUCUUGACAGUCUCAAAAUGAGAAUAAUUUACCCUGAGUUUCAGGGUUUUAAGUGACUGAAAGAUGUGCCUGCAUUAGUUGUAAAGGUUUAAACCAGCCACCACCCCAGCUAGCCAUUGUUUCAGGUAGAGGGGCAUACUUAAUGUAUUGAUUCAUUGUUCCAUUUACUGCAAGUCUUCUGGUUACUGAAAUAAAAAUCUUUGCCUCAGGUUGA